AUGGCUGGCCUGAACGUUUCCAUCGCCUUUUUUCUCCUGGUUGUCAGCACGUGCGAGAUGCUCAGGCGGCUUUCCAAGAGGCUGCUGUCUCCUGGGGCGUACUGCUGCCUUGCUGGAGAGCUGACUGGGUCGCUGCAGCUCUGCUCGAGCUGCCUGGAGCUGAGGAUGCUGCUAGAGAUUGGCCCGUGGGGUGGCGGCUUUGGCCCUGAUGUGGUCUUCACACUGCUCUUUCUCCUCUUCAUGGUUCACGCCGCUUCCUUGGAUGGAGCAUCUGCCAACCCCACUGUCUCUCUCCAGGAGUUCCUGCUCCUCGAAUCCGGCCCCACAGCCACUGCUGCCAAGCUGCUGGCCCAGGGUGUGGGCGUGGGGACAGGCUGGGCCAUCACCAAGCUCUACUGGUCCUGGGAGCUGACCCAGCUCCACCUCAUCCAGAACCUGAUCGCAUCCGAGUGCAACUCCUCCAUUCGCACCUCGCUCUACCACGGGGCCUUCGUGGAGGGUGCCUGCUCUUUCCUCUUCCACCUUGUGCUUCUCAGGUUGCGGCGGAGCCGCGCAGCGUACCGGGCGCCCGCCCUGGCAGCCACUGUCACCUUCCUGACUUAUGCAGCUGUGAUGACCACAGGGGCUUUCUUCAACCCCGCCCUGGCCGUGGCCACCACUUUUGCCUGCGCAGGGAGCAGCCUGCAGGACUACGUCCAGGUGUACUGGCUGGGGCCCCUCGCAGGGAUGCUCGCUGCCAUCUUGCUGCACCAAGGCAACAUCCCAAGACUCUUCCAAAAAAACCUGCUUUACGGCCAGAAGAGCAAAUACAAGAUACCCAAGGCAAGGCUGGCACACACGGAGGGUGGAGAAGAGCGGCGGAAGGGGAAAGGCGAGAAGAGCGACCCUGUGCCUCGUGCCUGAGCCCAUGCAGCCCCACUGCUGGGAGGGGGACUCCUAGCACGGAGGAUUUUGCACACCCAAGCCUGCAGCGCUGUCUCCGGGGGGGAAACUAAUGUAUCUGUGUAAAUUGCUGGUUGUCUUGUGUACACAGGAAGCUUACGGAAACUAGGGACCAUUACGCGGGCGUGCUUGAGCAGCUUCCAGGUUGUUGCAUCAUGCAUCGCUUGAAAUAAUCCAUCUAUGUCUCCCAUAAAAACAGCCAUAAAAACAGCGUAAACCAGUAACCAUGUUUCAAGCCCUGGAAACUUGGGAUGAGGAGGAAGGUAUCGGUAAAGCUUGUCAUCCUUUGAGUUAAACUGAGGUCCCCAGGUUGCACGGUUCGGGGAGAAGGGUUUAAAACGGUUCCAUGCUCUGAAGUUCACAGCGCUGCUGGGCGCAGGGCACGCUGCUGCCCCCAGCUGCUCUGCUUGGCCAGUGCUGCGUGCACCACUGGGGAGCCGUAGGGUGGCAACAGGGGUGCACAGGGUGCCCGUGGUUAGCAGACGUGGCACCGCUACGUGUUGGGGUGGGGGGGUGCAUGUGGGACCCCCCCACUGG
Cygnus atratus (black swan) is the source of this 1479-nucleotide messenger RNA. Its product is annotated as aquaporin-12-like. Gene Ontology annotation, biological process: transmembrane transport. Gene Ontology annotation, molecular function: channel activity. Gene Ontology annotation, cellular component: membrane; cytoplasm. The record is from RefSeq and is a predicted model, not a curated record. Lineage: Eukaryota; Metazoa; Chordata; Aves; Anseriformes; Anatidae. The transcript has 3 exons. Bases 1 to 903 code for a protein of 300 amino acids.